Messenger RNA from Columba livia (rock pigeon), 1487 nucleotides. It is a transcript of the gene IL22, whose product is annotated as interleukin 22. Lineage: Eukaryota; Metazoa; Chordata; Aves; Columbiformes; Columbidae. The record is from RefSeq and is a predicted model, not a curated record. Gene Ontology annotation, cellular component: extracellular region. Bases 208 to 798 code for a protein of 196 amino acids. The transcript has 5 exons.
CUGAGAGAGAUGUUGAUGGCCCUAUAUAAGGUGCACCUCACCUCCUGCAGAGCACAUCCAGAAUCACAGCAAAGGUAAGACUCGUAGCCUUUGUGCCUCUCUUUCUUUGCCUUGCCCACUCUCCCUGAUGCUGACACUACUCUCUCUCAUCAGUGCUGAGUGCUGUAACUGCAACCUGCUGGGACAGACAACUUUGGAUCGUGAGCCAUGGCCUCCCUGAAGAUCUUGACCAAGAGCUUUGCAGGAUGGGUCAUCUGCUGCUGUUGUUGUCUCCCUCUUCUUCUCAGCAGCCCUCUGCCUCUGAGAGGGCCAGGGUUGGCUUCUACUGCCCAUCAUGCCUGCAGGCUCAGGAAGAUCAACUUCCAGCAGCCCUACAUCAGGAAUCGCACCUACACUUUGGCUAAAAUGGCCAGGGUCUCGGACCAGGACACAGACAACAGGCUCAUUGGGCAGCAGCUCUAUGCUAACGUCAAAGAAAACAACCGCUGCUACAUGAUGAAGAGGAUUGUGGAGAUAGUAGUGACAGAUGUCCUUCUCACCAAGGUCAAGGACCAGUAUCCAUAUGUUGAGGAGGUGGCACAUUUCUUUGCAUCCUUGAACUCGGAGCUGAGUAGAUGUAAAUUCUCAGGAAACAGAGAACACAUUGAAAGGAACCUGGAAGAAUUGAAGAGCAAAAUGAAACAGUUGGGAGAGAAUGGAAAGACUAAAGCCAUUGGAGAACUGGAUUUACUGUUUGACUACACAGAAAAUGCCUGUACUGAUGCCCCAAAGAAGGGAGGGAACAAGAAGAAAAACUGAAAGAAUUUUAGAUCAGGCUUGAGGAGAUGUCUCUGAAAAACUCUUGCUAUAGCUCAAAUUGAUUAAUUAUUGCGGAUGACAAUCCCCAUCUCCUCCCAUCCCCCAACCCUGCCUCAAUGGAGUAUAUGUUUCACCCAUACCAAAACCAGCAAACUAAGUGGGCAUAGACAGGAAGUAUAUUGCUGCCACCUUUGAAAAUGAAUACCCCAGGACAGUGUUUGCAGCUCCAUUUCAACACAAGGCAUUAAUUAUUUUUCAAAGGCACGCUCCUGUCCUUCUCAUCUCCAUUGGAAUAAAGCAACCACAUCUCUGUUUUAUAGGCUGAGAUUUGACACCUGUGAAUCAGCUUUGUUGAGGUAGACAGUGAUGCGUAGCCAGGCUGUUUUAAGCCUUUUACUUGGAAAUCUCUCUUGAAUAUGUUGCCCCCUUCUGACCUUUACCUGAAAAGCUGGUGUUUCAGAUUAUUUCAGAAAUUAUUUUUGUCAUUCAUAUUUAAUGGUAACUUAUUUUAAGGUAAUAAUUAUACAGUAUUUUUAUUUAUAUAGAUUAAUUGAAAAAUAUGCAAGGAAAUGUAUUUAUGUACUAGAGGCUUUUAAAUGAACUAUGAAAUUGAAUCUGAUGGCUGAUAUUUAUAUGCAAAUGAAUCAUUAUAUAAAUGCUUACUCUUUAAUUUAUUAUAAUAAAUAUUU